CACUAGGCUGUCAUCCUCACAUCGACUACAGCCCAUCUAUCCGCGACUGUGGUCCUGCUCCAUUAUUUCUCUCUCUCUCUCGGGUUGGAACAUGGACACGCUCUGAAGGCGCGCUACUCAACGCUAGUCCACUUGUCAGAUACCCGAAAUUCCUCUUACUGUCGGCUCACGUGAGAGCAGUAAUGAUGGAGUAUUGGAGGCAGUGUGCGCUGUGGUUGAUCAACUGCAAGGUGCUUCCAGCAAACCAUCGGGUUACGUGGGAGACUGCGCAGGUAUUCGACUUGGCCCAAACCCUUCGGGAUGGAGUGCUUCUUUGCCACCUUCUCAACAACCUCAGGCCCCACUCUAUCAACCUAAAGGAGAUCAACCUGCGACCUCAAAUGUCACAGUUCCUAUGCCUGAAGAACAUCAGGACUUUUCUGGCGGCGUGCAAUGACACAUUUGGCAUGAAGAAAAGUGAGCUGUUUGAGGCUUUUGACCUUUUUGACGUCAGGGAUUUUGGAAAGGUUAUGGACACACUUUCGAAGCUUUCUCACACAACGACUGCACAACAAACUGGAAUCAGGUCUUUUCCAACUGAAGAAAGUGUUGAAGAUGAGGAUAUCUACAACCACCUUGAGGACCUAAUAGACGAGAACGGGGUGGAAGAUGAGGAGGAUCUGUAUGACUGUGUGUAUGAUGAUGAAGAGGGCGGUGAAAUCUAUGAGGACCUGAUGAAAACGGAAGCUCUCGCUCCCCCGGUGUUCCAGAAACAGGCAGAGAUUGACAUCAGGAGUUGCUGUUUAACAGAAAUUAAGCAGACAGAGGAGAAAUUUUCCGACACCCUGGAUUCUAUAGAAAAGAACUUUAUGACACCUCUCACUGUGUUUUUAUCCACGGACGAGAUAGAGAAAGUGUUUGUGAAUAUACCGGACCUGGUGAAAGUUCACAAAUGUUUACUGCAGGAAAUUCAAGACUCAGUCCAACACAAGAGUGCCGAAAAUCUUCACCAGAUCUUUAUUGCUUUCAAAGAAAGGUUGCUAAUCUAUGGGAAAUACUGCAGCGAUGUGGAGACAGCCAUUGCCACGCUAGACAGUAUAUGUAAAGACAGAGAGGAUGUACGCAUGAAGCUCGAGGAGUGUUCUAAAAGAGCCAACUAUGGCAAAUUCACUCUGAGGGAUCUGCUGGUGGUUCCCAUGCAACGGGUCUUAAAGUACCAUCUCCUCUUGCAGGAGCUCGUUAAACACACUCACGAUGCCACAGACAAGAGCAACCUACGGAAGGCAUUAGAUGCCAUGAAGGACUUGGCCCAGUAUGUCAAUGAAGUCAAGAGAGACAAUGAGACACUGCGAGAAAUAGAUCAGUAUCAGAAAUCCAUUGAAAACCUAAAUCAGCCUCUAAGUAACUACGGGAGACCCAAAGGUGACGGGGAAGUGCGUGUGGCCUCGGUGGACAAACGAGCUAAACAGGACCGGCAUAUCUUCUUGUUCGAUGCUGCUGUCAUCGUUUGUAAGCGAAGAGGAGACAACUAUGAGAUGAAAGACGUAAUAGACCUGCACCUGUUUAAGAUCACAAACAACCCUACGUCAGACAAGGAGAACCGAAAGUGGUCCUACGGAUUCUACCUGACUCAUAACCAGGGCCAGAACGGCUUUGAGUUCUUCUUCAAGACCAAAGAGCUGAAAAAGAAGUGGCUGGAGCAAUUUGGCAUGGCCAUCUCCAACAUUCAUCCUGAGAAUGCAACAAACAAUUUCCAUGAGUUUCAUAUGCACACUUUUGAAAGAAUUACCUCCUGCAAUUCUUGUCACAUGCUAUUGCGGGGAAUAUUUAACCAGGGUUACAUAUGCUCCAACUGCGGACUAGGUGCUCAUAAAGAAUGCCUGGGCCGCCUGGGCUGCUGUGGAAAAACAGAUCCCGGCUCCCUCAGAACUCAGAUCAAAGACCGAGAUCCAGGUCUGCCCAAGAUGAUGGUGAUCAGGAACUACUUUGGUGUGCCGAGCCCGACUUCUGGUCCGGCGCUCAGCAUCCAGACGGGUGAUAUCAUCGAAUUAAUCUGUGCUGACCUUCACAGCCCCUGGUGGCAGGGCAAAAUCUUGUCAACAAAAGAAGUUGGCUUCUUCCCAAGUGACGCCGUGAAGCCAUGCCCAUGUGUUCCAAAGCCCAUUGAUUACUCCUCUCAACCAUGGUUUGCAGGACCUAUGGAGAGACUGCAGGCAGAGGCAGAACUCAUCAACCGGGUUAACAGCACCUACCUGGUCCGCCAUCGCAGCAGAGAGUACACAGAGUACGCCAUCAGCAUUAAGUACAACAACGACGUGAAGCACAUAAAGAUCCUGACGAAGGAGGGCUGCUUCCACAUCGCAGAAAACAAGAAGUUCCGGAGUCUGUUUGAGCUGAUUGAGUACUAUAAACAUCACUCCCUAAGAGAGGGAUUCAGGAGUCUGGACACGACGCUGCAGUAUCCAUACCGGGAACUGGAGAAUUCUGCAAUGCAUCGUCUCAACCGCUCUGGUGGCAACAUGUUUACGCCGAAAGUAAUUGGCGUGGCCAUUGCACGGUACGAUUUCAGUUCACGUGACACGCGAGAGCUCUCGCUGCAGGAGGGUGACGUAGUGAAGAUUUACACUAAGUCUGGAGCCAACGGGUGGUGGAGGGGCGAGGUCAAUGGCAGGAUUGGCUGGUUUCCAUCCACAUAUGUAGAGGAAGGCGAGGAGUGAGCUGACCAACGAAGAAGAGUGAGACAAAAGAAGAACGAAGUGAGUCAAAUCAAUAAGCUCAGAACCAGCGGACGCUUGUUGCUUUCAUCCAUCCGAGACCUUUAGGAGCAAACAAAAAAAGGGCUACUGAACACGGGUGACGCAAAGAUGGCCGGCCCCAUCCUUUCCGCUUGGCUUAGUGUGGCUAAGUAACUCCACCGUCUACAAGUAGCAGCUUGCCUGUCAGCGGGGCACGCGGGCUCUCCAGACUCCGAGCUAUCCAUAAUAUCCCACAUCUUUCUGCCUGAACCAGCCACAGACACCCUUGCCCAAAUCCCACCUGUUUCUGCUUGCCAACUUGGCGGGUGCAGACAUGUCAGAAAGCAGGAACUCAGACACCAUUCAUGCACUCAUACCUCCAUGGGAAUGGAAUUAUCCAAGCUGGAACACCCACACUGUAAAUGUUUUUUUAAAAAAGGGUAUUUUUCGUCUCACAUCCUCUUCCCAUUUUGAAGAAAUUUCUGAGGUGUUGACCUUGCCUGUUUGUUUGUUCCACUAAUGCCGGUGGUUAUUGAUGACUCGAUGGCCCACGCUGGCGCAGCAGCCACCCCUCUUUGAUCGCAAUCGCCGCACUUCCACUCAUACAGGAGAUGUAAGAUAACGAUGGCGUCGGCGCACAGUGCCAGCAAUUGAUGGCUCUUGUUCCAAUUUUCCUCUAGCUGCUCACAUUCUUUAUCUCCAGCACAGACUCUCGUGUUUUCGCUUGUGUCGGCCGUCAGCGAUCCUCUUGCUUAUCGCUGGCAGAAGCCCAUUCGCGGGAGGCUUUAUCUUAUUGGAGGUAUUACCGGCAUGUCGGGGAGAACACGCCACACAGUCUGCUGGCCAACUGACCCGAGAGGAAAUCAGACCUUCCACUUAGGUUACAGCCAUUUUGUCAUUUACAUGCUCGUUCUUUCAAAAUAUUAUUCAAACACCUUUGCAAUACAAUAUGGAGCAAAACAUUAAUAAGAGGCCGUACACUUAAAAAAGUAAAAUAAAAAAAGUUACACAUAUUGUAUUUUUUUCUGCUCCUUCCUGCUUUUGUACCACACACUUGAACUAUACACUAACAUAUAACAUACCGUAUAAAAAAAAUGUGUAGUUCAGUAAUUAUCAAUACGAUCUAUAGACUGUAGGCCAAACAAGACUUCUUCACAAAUCUCAGACUGUGUAGACAUAUUCAACAUAAUAUUUAAGGAUGUAUAGGAUGUUUAGCUAAGGAAUGUUUUAAUGAUUCAACUGGACAUAGAAAUUACUGGGAGUUCAACAUAAAGAUUUUAUACAGUACUGGAUAUAAUAUUUGAAAAUAAAUAUUGUAUUUAUAAUAAGUUUUUUUUUUCAAAGUCAGUUUUUCAUGAUUCAUUGAUUGGCAUUUUAUUUAUAGAAAACACUUCACUUGGGUAAUUCUGUAUUUUUUACACAUUCAUUCAAAUUCCUCUGUAUUGUCAUUAAUGCCAAUGCGAUGUUCCCUAUUUUGAAAAUUCCAGGAUUUUUUUUCAACCCUAUUUUAGGGCUAAACAGAGUCAUGUGAUGAUAAAAGCAGACAAUUUCUAUCAUUUCAAAUUGGUAUUUGGCUACAUUUUCUAUGUUCCCCCUCAUUCCACAAAUACCAGCUUUCACACGCAACUACGUGUGAAAUGUUUAAAACAUCACUGCGCUUUUCACCUUUUUUGCUAUAAGGAAGCUUUUUGUUAGAACUCACAGGAAGGCAAAAAACCACAAUGUACAUAAGAUACUGUAGAUUAUUCAGUGCACGCAUCAUCACACGGUCCAGAGGUGACAUUGAGGCAGAGCCACUUGUUAGUCAGAAGUCAGAGACUUUAUGUGAUGAACAGAUGGACUCCGCCUCUGGAAACACACCUCAGGGCGUCGUGACCUCAGGUGUGUGAGGCUAUUGCGCCCCUAACUGAUUUUGCAACAUGCACAAUUAUUUGUAAAAUAGGCUGUUCCCUCAUUAUUAGAGAUGUUAUAUUCGGAAAUAAUUAAUGCAGACAAAGUCACUUCUCAUCAUUAUGCCAUAUGAAUGUUUUUUUCUUUUUUUUUUUCUUUUUUUUAGAAAAAUAUACCACAAAAUACCACUAGAUGGAAGCCUCUUUCAUUUCUGGGUGGUCACCUUCAGUUUGACAAAGUUUGGAGAUGACAUCAUCUGAUGAGGAGUUUAACAAUAUUUAAAGUGGAAUUACAGGAGAAUGAACAGGAACAAAAUACAUGCUUUCAUUUUUAUUUAUUUUUUUACAUUCUUUAGUGUAAAAAAAUUCUAAUAGAAACUCCUUCAAUAUUUUUUUACCCUUUUGCUGAGCUUCCUUUAUCAGCCUGCAGAUUCCAGAAAGUCAAAAUUCUUCCUCUGUCUAGUCGACCAUGAAGAAACAGACUGUCUCAGGAGACCUGGAGUGGGCUUCUCUAAUGGCAGACUGUGGUAAUCCACUCCCACUCUGCCCCUCUGCCCAAAUGAACUAUGACGGUGUAGUCAUUAACAAGAGUAGGCCCUCCUUCCAACAAGUGUGCUUGCAGAUAUUUUAAAAACAUUUUCUAAAAUGUCUUUGCACUGGAAGAAGCCUCAAGGGUACCCGCGAUCUAAUCAUGACACCAUCUCUACACAUCGGCGACCCUGCUGCAUCCGUCUCUCUCUCGGUUUCUCUCGCUCGUCCUCAGUCACGGCGUUACCCUUUCAGUCCCUGCCAAUCCUUUCCCCAUCUAUUUUUAAUCUAAUCUCUGUCCACCCAUUUUCACUGUGGAUCCGGUACCCUCACAUGAUGGUCUGAGGGCUGUGUGGUGUGGUGCUUCAUAACCAACCAAAACAAAAUGUUUUAGAAUGGAAUUCCAAAAUUGAUUUUACAUACCAGCUAGUAGAUGCCCUUCAAACGUGAUCUUUUUUCACCCAAGAAAUCCUCGCCAAGUCACCCUGUGUUUUGUGUGUGUGUGUGUGCAUGUCUCACUGACUUUUGGGUUUGUAUGUGAUGUGCUCCAUGUUAUUGAGCCAAAGAUGUACUGUAUAAUGUGUUUACUGUACAGUCGAUAUUAUUGUCUUAUACCAUGGUACAACCGCUGUGGCCUAAAUUCAAAACAGCUCAGGCCUGUGUAGCAUUCCCCUGUAUAUUUUUUAUUGUACCAUAAUGUAAAAUAUGUUUAUAGUAUCUAAUAAAAAUAUGUUGCUUACUCUAA
This is a messenger RNA of Phycodurus eques (leafy seadragon), 5876 nucleotides long. RefSeq names its product guanine nucleotide exchange factor VAV3 (gene vav3a). The record is from RefSeq and is a predicted model, not a curated record. The coding region runs from base 183 to 2696 and encodes 837 amino acids. The transcript has 27 exons. Lineage: Eukaryota; Metazoa; Chordata; Actinopteri; Syngnathiformes; Syngnathidae. Gene Ontology annotation, molecular function: protein binding; guanyl-nucleotide exchange factor activity. Gene Ontology annotation, biological process: regulation of GTPase activity; intracellular signal transduction; cell migration. Gene Ontology annotation, cellular component: plasma membrane; cytoplasm.